Messenger RNA from Octopus sinensis (East Asian common octopus), 1945 nucleotides. RefSeq lists its product as uncharacterized. Lineage: Eukaryota; Metazoa; Mollusca; Cephalopoda; Octopoda; Octopodidae. The record is from RefSeq and is a predicted model, not a curated record. Bases 39 to 803 code for a protein of 254 amino acids. The transcript has 3 exons.
CUUUUAUUUAUUUAUUUAUUUUUGCCAUAUAGUGAAACAUGGACUGUACCAACAUUAUUGAUUUGGAACCACUUAUAAAGAACUGGGCAUGGACAGAAUAUCAGAAGUCUGGUAAAGAUGCUAAGAAACACGAUUACAAAAACGUACUAUUGAAGAUCAAUUGGAGCCACACGGAAUUUACUACGUUCGACUUGGAAUAUCUAAACAAAGAGCGCAGCAAAGGUCAGAAGUCACAAGUAGUAUUUAAAUCCAUCUACGAAAAUAAUACGAAGGAAAGUCAGGAGAACUCUUUCACCACAGAACGAACCACUGUCUCUACAUGUACCACAGCUUUGACUCAAGGUUUCUCGAAAGGGUUUAAUGUUGAACUGAAGUUAGCCCUACCUGAGGAUAUUAUGGAGGUGACUACAGGAUUUGGUCGUGAGGUGACGAUGGAGAAAGGAAAUGAAGAAACACACGAAGAGUGUUUGACAUGGACAGCAAAUAGUUCUGUGCAAGUACGACCCAGACAUCGUACCACGGCUUCUUUGGUGGUAACAGAAGAGGAGUUCCACUGCGACUUCAGUUUGUCUGUUCGUAUUCGAGGCCGUAUCGUUGUUGUACUGACCAACUUGCUAGACAACAAUUCAUUCUUAUCGGUAGUUGAAGGAAGCAUUGUUAAGCUCUUAAGUUCGAAUUCUGAUAUAAUGAAACAUUGUACAAAAAAAGAUGAUAGCCUUAUAUGGAGUGUAACGGGGAAAAGUAAAUUCCGUUACGGUGUCGAGCAACACAUAAAAAUUGACGAAGAAUCCCUGGAGGCCUGAAAUACAGAGAGAGAGAGAGAAAAAAAGGCUCGUUUUUUAAGCCGUCGCCAUUUUCCAGUACUUCUAAUCUUUUUUUUCUGUCUUUCUAUCUUAUUUCAAUCAUUUGACUGUGGCCAUGCUGAGGCAUCGCCUUGAAGAGUUUUAAUCGAAGAAGUCUACCCUAAGACUUAUUAUAUUUAAAGCCAGGCACUUAUUCUAUCGGUGACUUUUGGCCAACCGCUAAUUUAAGGGGACAUAAACACACACCAAAACGGGCUCUCAAGUGUUGGUGUAGACACACACGCACACACACACACACACACACACACACACCACACAUAUAUAUAUACGAUGGCCUUCUUUCGGUUUCCGUCUACCAAAUCCGCUCACAAGGCUUUGGUCGGCCCGAGGCUAUAGCAGAAGACACUUGCCUAAGAUGCCACGCAGUAGGUCUGAACUCAGUCCCAUGUGAUUCGGAGGCAAGCUUCUCACCACACACCCACACCUAUUUAUAAACAAUUGUCCCAUUAAAAUAUUUUAUAAUUUUUUUUAUUAUUUUUAACAAAAUUACAUUUAACAAUGAUUCUAUUUUGAAGAGACUAGAAGUAUUUGUUUAUUUACAUUAUUUUUUAAACUGUUUAUUUGCAUAUUUGUUUUAGUUAUAUUUACUCAAUGAUUCAUAAAAUUUCUUUUUAAAAAAUCAUGUUUUUUUUUAAUUGAACAAAACACUUUAAUGAAAUGCGGGUUUGAGUGAUAUGUUAUCAUAUUAUCAUAUGUUGCUAUGGUGAUAUAUUCUUCAUUUGGAAACAAUAAAAAUCGACUUAAAAGUGAGAGCAGAAAGACAUUUGUAGGCUUUCGUUAGGAAAAAAAUAUUCAUUAAGUUUUCAUAAUUGAAUGAUAUAUAGAAUGGUGAGAAAGUUCAAUAAAUGAGCUCCUUGAAGCUGAAUUUCUUAACAUUACGAAAUGCUUAUGUAGCGAUAUUUAGAUGCGUCCCUUUAUUUUCCGAGUUCGAUUCCCGCCGAAGUCAACAUUACCUCAAUUUCAAUUAAAUACAAGAGUCGAUUUAAUUAACUAUUUCUCUCUAGAUGUUUGUGUUUGAAGUAAAGAUUAUUAUAACUUUUAGUAAGAGGAUUGUAGAUUGGUUGCAUCGGUUGGGCGGUGGA